AUGAUAAAUGGUGAGAAGUACAUCUCCCUCUACUUGGCAAAAGCGAAGACAAAGAAUCAUGGUAUUAUUAACUCUGUGGUGUCAGCUCUUAGGGGGCAGGCGGAGGUUUAUGCUACUUUUAGAUUGUCUGUAUUUGAUCACAACCAAAAGAAUUACUUUACCGUCGAAGAUAAUGCCGGAGCAUUAAGCCGAUUUGAGAGUGGGACUGAGGUAGGUUUUGCAAAAUUUCUUCCCCUUCAUACUUUCCAGCGCCAUUCAGAGGGAUUCAUUUCGAAUGACUGCUGCACAUUUGGGGCCGAGGUUUUCGUCUCUACGAAUAAAAGGACACUUCACAGGGAAUCGCUUUCCCUCGAGACACCUGCCAUUCGCAAUCGUACUUUCCGUCGUGAUUUGGGACAGUUCUCCACACAAUUUGACAUGGAGUACGCAUUUCCACAGUUGAUCAUUGUUGGAGGAAGAAAAUGGCAGUUAUGUGUUUAUCCGAAAGGGUACGGGAAAGAGAAGAACAAAUCACUAUCACUUUACCUACGAUCGGCCGACGAUUUGGACACGCUUCCCAGUGUUUAUGCAGAAUUCAAGGUUCGGGUAAUUGAUCGAUCCCUUAAGACGCACAAUACUGAACGGAGAGGCAACCACUGGUUCUUGUCCACAGACUGCAUUUCUGGUUGGCCAGAUUUUAUGCCGUUGCGAACUCUAAAGGGGUUCCUUAAGGGUGAUAUAUUAUCUGUUGAAGUUGAAAUGCUGGCUGUGUCUACGUCGUUAUGA
This is a messenger RNA of Prunus dulcis (almond), 765 nucleotides long. RefSeq lists its product as uncharacterized. Gene Ontology annotation, molecular function: protein binding. Bases 1 to 765 code for a protein of 254 amino acids. NCBI's taxonomy places the organism in Eukaryota, Viridiplantae, Streptophyta, Magnoliopsida, Rosales, Rosaceae. The transcript is spliced from 4 exons. The record is from RefSeq and is a predicted model, not a curated record.